UUCCAUUUUCCAAUAAUGUCGUGCACUGUAUGCUUUAAUGAUGGAAAGCCAGUUAAGACGAGGAAAGAAAAAGACACGAUGGGUGAGCUCGACGUGCCGGACGACAAAUUGUACGGCGCACAGACCGUGCGGUCCGUCAUGAACUUCCCCAUUGGAGGCAUUGAGGAGAGGAUGCCGCUCCCCGUGAUCGUCGCGUUUGGCAUCUUGAAGAAGGCGGCUGCAAAGGUCAACAUCGACUAUGGAUUGGACAAGAAAAUCGCUGAAGCUAUUAUGAAAGCUUGCGACGACGUCAUCUCCGGCAAGUUAUACAGGGAGGGGCAUUUCCCGUUGGUUAUCUGGCAAACUGGAUCCGGCACCCAGUCCAACAUGAACACUAACGAGGUAAUCGCGAACCGCGCCAUUCAAAUCCUUGGCGGUGAACUAGGAAGCAAAAACCCAGUACACCCCAACGACCACGUAAACAAGUCGCAGAGUUCCAACGACACGUACCCAACAGCAAUGCACAUCGCGGUAGCGAUGGAGCUUAGAGACCGUUUGAUGCCCAGUCUGGUCGAUUUGAGAGACACGUUGCAAUGCAAAUCUAAGGAAUUUGAGAAGAUUAUUAAGAUUGGCAGGACUCACUUAAUGGACGCCGUGCCCCUGACUCUGGGCCAGGAGUUCAGCGCCUACGCAACCCAGCUGACGUACGGAAUCGACCGCGUGUGCGCGACGCUUCCUCGUCUGCACUACCUGGCUUUAGGCGGCACAGCUGUUGGAACAGGCCUAAAUACCCGCAUUGGAUUCGCCGAGAAGUGCGCUGCUGAGAUUUCUAAGCUUACUAGCAUUCCCUUCGAAACAGCGCCUAACAAAUUCGAAGCUCUCGCCUGUCACGACGCAAUGGUGGAGGUGUCGGGGGCCCUCAACACCAUCGCUUGCUCCCUCAUGAAGAUAGCCAACGACAUCAGGCUAUUGGCCUCUGGCCCGCGAUGUGGUUUGGCUGAAUUGAUGCUGCCUGAGAAUGAGCCUGGAUCUUCUAUUAUGCCUGGCAAAGUGAACCCAACCCAGUGCGAAGCCCUAACGAUGGUGGCAGCCCAGGUGAUGGGCAACCACGUGGCCUGCACUGUCGGCGGCAGCAACGGCCACUUCGAGCUCAACGUGUUCAAGCCCAUGAUGGUCGCCAACGUGCUGCGGUCUAUUCGGUUAAUCGGCGAUGGCUGCAAAGCUUUCAACAAGAACUGUGCAGUCGGUAUCAAGGCGAACGAGCAGAAAAUCUCUCAGAUCAUGAACGAGUCACUGAUGCUGGUCACUGCUCUCAAUCCCCAUAUAGGUUAUGAUAAGGCCGCGCAAAUUGCGAAAACAGCCCACAAAGAAGGUGGCACACUUAAAGGUACAGCGAUCAAGCUAGGUAUCCUCACCGCUGAACAGUUCGACGAAUGGGUGAAGCCUGAAAACAUGCUCGGACCUAAGUAAAGAUCUUUGUGGAGAGUUGUACACACCAUAGUCGAUACAUCGAUCAAUUCCAACUGUCUAGUUCAUAUAAUGCCAUGAGAUGCUAUUGCUUUUUAGUCUAUACUCAAAGAAUAUUACGUCGACCAUUUUCAUAUUGUUAUUCAUAUACAUUUCUUUUUUAUACUGAUGUCAAAUGUUUGCCUACAACCUUACCUAAUGGUGAUUCAGAUGGUAGUCGAGUGUGGAAUUUGCUUCUAGAAGGUGCAUUUUUGUAUUGACCUUAAAAAGACC
This is a messenger RNA of Hyposmocoma kahamanoa, 1719 nucleotides long. RefSeq names its product fumarate hydratase, mitochondrial-like. NCBI's taxonomy places the organism in Eukaryota, Metazoa, Arthropoda, Insecta, Lepidoptera, Cosmopterigidae. The coding region runs from base 16 to 1449 and encodes 477 amino acids. Gene Ontology annotation, biological process: tricarboxylic acid cycle; malate metabolic process; fumarate metabolic process. Gene Ontology annotation, molecular function: fumarate hydratase activity. The transcript is spliced from 10 exons. The record is from RefSeq and is a predicted model, not a curated record. Gene Ontology annotation, cellular component: tricarboxylic acid cycle heteromeric enzyme complex; mitochondrion.